Molecule: messenger RNA, 2343 nt
Organism: Hymenoscyphus albidus
Lineage: Eukaryota; Fungi; Ascomycota; Leotiomycetes; Helotiales; Helotiaceae
Source: the annotation of a GenBank genome assembly
AUGUUGCUGACGGUUGUAGAGCCUCGAUUUACGGUAUGUUAGAUAUUGGAACCUGUUGAGCUUCGAUAGAGUGGUCUAGAGGUAUAACUUAUGGUUUAUAGGUCGUGCUAGCUUUCCUGGUUGAUCUAGGGGAUCUGGAGAAAGGUUUGAAUUUCGCUUCUUCAACGGGUGAUUCUCUUGAGUGAGUAGCAAUCGUAUUCAUUUCCGAUCAAGAAAGGACUAAACUAACAAUAUCCAGACAAGACAUAAUCACCUGCCAAAACUCCUACAAAAAGACCGUCCUCCUCUCCCUCGGCGGCGAAAUAACAUCCCAAGCCUUCAAAAGCACCCCAAACGCCCUCGAAACCGCCAAAAGAGUCUGGUACGCAUUCGGGCCCCAAACCGCCUCCAACCCCAUCUCCCCCCGUCCUUUCGGCGACGUAUCGGUCGUCGGUUUCGAUUUCGACUACGAAUCCUCGGACGAAGCCCAGGAACCGAUGCCAUUCCUCGUCGACUUCGCGAGAGAGUUACGGCGGCUGAUGGAUGCACCUCCCACUGCGGGGACGCUGGCGAAGAGGUACUAUCUUACAGCUGCGCCGCAGUGUGUUUUCCUGAUAAGAAGAAUGUGGAGAUGUUGCGUAAUGUCUCUUUUGAUGCGCUAUUUGUGCAGUAUUAUAAUAAUCCGCGGUGUGGGACGGAGAAUUUCCUUUCUGAUGAUAUAGCUACGAGGGAGAAGUUCAAUAUCGAUGUCUGGGAUGCUUGGGCGAGGAAUACGUCGUUGAAUAAAGAUGUUAAGAUCUUUCUGGGUAUUCCUGCGUCGUCUACAGCGGUUGGGUCCGCGGGUGGGUAUGUGGAUGCUGAUAAACUAGGUCCUGUUAUCACACAUUGUAGGACUUUUGGUAGUUUUGGGGGUGUGAUGAUUUGGGAUAUGAGUCAGGCGUGGGCGAAUGGUGGGCUUUUGGAUGGGGUUCGGAGGGCGUUGGGGAGGGGUGAGAAUGGGAAUGGGAAUGGGAGUGUGCAUGGGUUUGUGUUUCCUAUGACUGGUAUGAAUUAUUCUCCGAGUGUGGGUGUGUUUAGGGCAACGGUUGUUGGCGAGGGAGGAUUCCCGUCGAAUUCUUCGAGUGAUAGCUCUACGGACUUGAGUACUGGUAUAGCUAUGGGGGGGUUUUCCGGGAGUUCUUCUUCGGUUGGUACCUCUACAGGAUUGAGAGCUGGUACAUCGACAGAAGGAUCUUUUUCAACUUCUACUUCGGUUGAUACCUCAACGGUGUUAACCACCGAUACGGCUUCAUCCACGGAUACUACGAUAGCACUUCCUUAUUCAGAUUCUACUCUGAGUCCAACUAGUUUAGCGGGUAUAGCUCCAUAUUCCGGUACUCCUUUGAAUUCCAGCAUCUUGACAGGGACUGAAGACAUAUCAAGUGUCACCUCGCUUACCUCUUCCUCUCCCAUGAACGCUGCGCUCCUUCAAGGGAAUUCUUUGCCUGUAUAUUCAAACUUAUCAAUGGACGUCACCGUCGAGGGACUUUCGCAUGCAGUUUCUUCUACUCAAUCCACCACCGCUACAACCUUUUCUGGAUCAGAAAUAGAUCCAUCGACCCAGGAACCCUCCUUUACUUUCCAGUCAACCUCCGAAGUCAUCAAUAUCAUCAUCUCUCCCACAACAGAGAUAUCCACCGCCGACCCAGGUGCAUUCUCCGAUCUCUCACGUUCAACGACAUUCUUACCACAAAUUCUUACCAGCAGCGAAGUGAGCAGUUCGGGAGAGUCGACGGUGAGGUUUUCGAGGACGACUAAGAUAACGGUAUUUGCGAAUACACCUACGAUUACUAUCACGAUACCAUCUCAGAUAUGUAGGUUUACCCCUUUUCUACCCCCUUCUUUAGCGAGGUUCUAAUUUAGAUAGCUUCCCUCGAUACACUAGUAACCAGUAUCCGGUCUCCCCUUUCCAGUGCACAAUUACCAAGUAUUCAAUCCUCAUUCGGAUCAUCCUCAAACCUGGAAUCUCCGACAUACAUCCUACCAAGUCCAUCUCCAACCGAACCAUCCACCUCCAUCCAGUCCCCCGAACCAAUCCCAGAGCCCAAUUCACAACAAACAACCCAAACCCCCAUCUCACUCACCUCCCCAGAUCCCCCCUCUAUCCCAUCAAACGUCAACACAGGCGAAAGUCAAGAUUUGAGACAGACAGAUCAACCGACUUGUCCCCUUCUCGAAGCGAGUACCGUGACCAUGAGUGCGACGCUGAUUAUUGCGCAGCCUACUACGUUUACGGAGAUGAAGACUGUGACGGUGGAGAGGACGAGGAUGGUUCCCGUUUCGACGGGGAGGUGGAGUUUGGUUGUUGAGAGGGUGAGGGUUUAG